Messenger RNA from Aphanomyces astaci, 501 nucleotides. RefSeq lists its product as hypothetical. Bases 1 to 501 code for a protein of 166 amino acids. NCBI's taxonomy places the organism in Eukaryota, Oomycota, Saprolegniomycetes, Saprolegniales, Verrucalvaceae. The transcript has a single exon. The record is from RefSeq and is a predicted model, not a curated record.
AUGCCAUUGACGGUGGCUACUACGUCGGACAAGUGGGAAGCCCCUGUUGCCACCACCAACAAACGCGUGAUUGUCCUCCACCACCGCCACGGCUACAUGUCGACCCAAAACGAUGUGAUAUCGUCGGAGGAACACGCAGGGCUGCGUCGCCUGAUUGCGAACGUCAACACCCCCGAGUCGAAUCGCCAAGGGGCCAUUCCGGCCGAGUACGCCGUGAACUUGAUGCAACCGUUUGGAGGCGCCAGCGCGUCUGCGGAGGCAUCUGCCCGCGACAAGCAAAAGGCCGAAGCAAGCAGUCUGGACAAGGCGCACUCGGGCAUGUCCGCCCAGAAGAAGGCUGAUCGCGGGGAUAUUUUCUACGAGAAACUGAUCAUUUUCAAGACGAGCCACAACCGCAUCAAAGAAAAUGCCGAGUCGGACAACAAACGCUUGAGCAGCAAAGACAUGAGCCAGGAAGUUGAUCGUGGCCAAAAGGCCAAGCAAAUCCAAACGGUGACUUAA